Messenger RNA from Pyrus x bretschneideri (Chinese white pear), 1697 nucleotides. RefSeq names its product dual specificity protein phosphatase 12. Gene Ontology annotation, molecular function: protein tyrosine/serine/threonine phosphatase activity. The transcript has 7 exons. The record is from RefSeq and is a predicted model, not a curated record. Gene Ontology annotation, biological process: protein dephosphorylation. NCBI's taxonomy places the organism in Eukaryota, Viridiplantae, Streptophyta, Magnoliopsida, Rosales, Rosaceae. Bases 239 to 1339 code for a protein of 366 amino acids.
GUGCAGAAUCUUUCACCGAGAGGGCACAUCAGUUAGUCGCACGUACGAAACACUUCCUAUAUGAACACGGACUAACCAGGAAAAUUGGAACGCGCAGAAGCUGCUGCUGAUAAGGGAAGGAACCUUCCCUCGCUCGUCGGAGUAAUCCCAAUUUUAAGUAACCGAACAGAAAUCUGCCGAAUAGUGUAGAGAAAGGGGGAACUUGGGUUAAGGAGAAUUCCAUUAUUUGUCAGUGGUCAUGCCGUACCGGGUUCGUGAAAAUCUAUACAUUGGCAACAUCGGUGAUGCAGCAGAGAUUCUCCAAAAUGGUAGCACAGAGAUCACGCAUAUUCUAUCAGUUCUUAGUUCAGCGUCAAUAUCGUUUUUCUCUGAAUGGAAGGGUCUAACAAUUCCCACAAAGGAAAUCAAGAAGGUCUAUGCUGGCGGGUCUGGUGGUGCCUCAGCUUCUGAGGAUGAUUCCGGUGACAGGAAAAAGGGUUGUUUGGUGUCCGAUAAGCUUCUGUACUUGUUGGAAUACGCAGGCAAGGAUUUGAAGCUGGUGAGGAUGGGGGUUCCACUGAGAGAUACGGAGAAUGAAGAUUUGUUGGAUUAUUUGGACGUGUGUUUUGAUUUUAUCGAUAGGAGUAGAAAAGAGGGGUCUGUUUUGGUCCAUUGCUUUGCUGGUGUGUCUAGAAGUGCAGCUAUCAUUACAGCAUAUCUGAUGAGAACAGAAAAUCUAUCACAAGAAGAUGCACUAAAAUCCCUGAGACAAAGCUGUGAGUUUGUUUGCCCCAAUGACGGUUUUCUUGAUCAGCUCAAAAUGUACGAGGAAAUGGGCUUCAAGGUUGAUUGUGCCAGCCCCAUAUACAGGUCUUUUCGCCUGAAAGUAUUGGGUGAAUCUUAUCAUCGUGGGGAUAGAAUAGACAGUUCUAAAUUUGGAGCAGAUCCUGGGGUGGCUGGUGAAGUUGCCUCUGGAGUGGAAGCAGCUUCGAAUGAAGGAAAAACUGUUACACCAGCUUUCCGCUGCAAGAAAUGCCGAAGAGUUGUUGCAUUGCGGGACAAUGUUGUGGAUCACAUUCCAGGUGAGGGAGAGCAAUCCUUCGGGUGGCGCAAGCGAAAAAGUAGCAACUCAUACAACAAGUAUGAGGAUUCUGAUUCUGAAUGUUCAUCCAUUUUUGUUGAGCCUCUAAAGUGGAUGACGGCUGUCGAAGAGGGUGCAAUGGAGGGAAAGUUGUCCUGUGUGCAUUGCGAAGCUCGUUUGGGUUACUUCGGUUGGGCAGGCACCCAAUGCAGUUGCGGAAGCUGGAUCACCCCUGCCUUCCAGCUCCACAAAAGCCGAGUUGACGUCAGCACCAUCUAAUCUGUCAAAGAAAAGCAGCAGAAGGGGUCCAAUACCUACCUUUCCAAGGAACAUUUACAACUUUAGAAGUGCCAGAAUGCCAUUUAACAUGGUAUAAAAUUUCCGAGAAAAUCAGCUAUCCACGCAGGAAAAGGAGUCUUUGAGUUGUACUGAGGUUGAAAUUGAGCAGCCGCAGCAAGAAAAAAAUGCAGUGUUGAUCUGUGUCUUAUAUAAGAUUUUGGAGAUUCGGGUUUUGUUUUUCGUUCUUUCCUACGCAAGCUCAGUUGGGUAACUGAAAAUGUUGUCAUGGAGGUAUAUUUGGCAUGAUUUGUUUCUGUAUAUGUAUAAAACUGUUAAGAGCAAAGAACACUUGAGGUCA